Messenger RNA from Medicago truncatula (barrel medic), 786 nucleotides. RefSeq names its product 60S ribosomal protein L27. Gene Ontology annotation, biological process: translation. The record is from RefSeq and is a predicted model, not a curated record. The transcript has 2 exons. NCBI's taxonomy places the organism in Eukaryota, Viridiplantae, Streptophyta, Magnoliopsida, Fabales, Fabaceae. The coding region runs from base 163 to 570 and encodes 135 amino acids. Gene Ontology annotation, cellular component: ribosome. Gene Ontology annotation, molecular function: structural constituent of ribosome.
UUCUAUUGAAACCCAAAAAAUAAGAACAGGUCAGUUCGGCCCAACCCAAACCCAUCAGAAUAUUUAUUUAAGUUUUAGGGUUUCAUCUUACUCUCUUCGUGUCGCUAGGGUUCAACAAAUUCUCCAUUUCCUUGUCAGAUUUCGAGUGAAGGAGAGAAAAAAAUGGUGAAAUUCUUGAAGCCAAACAAAGCAGUGAUCGUCCUACAAGGACGUUACGCUGGCAAAAAGGCUGUGAUCGUGAAGAACUUUGAUGAUGGAACCCGUGAACGUGCUUAUGGUCAUUGCUUGGUUGCAGGGAUCAAGAAGUAUCCAGCUAAGGUGAUCAAGAAGGAUUCAGCUAAGAAAACUGCUAAGAAAUCGCGUGUUAAGGCAUUUGUUAAGUUGGUUAACUAUCAGCAUCUUAUGCCAACACGUUACACUCUUGAUGUGGAUUUGAAGGAGGUUGUUACCACUGAUGUUCUUCAGAGUAAGGAUAAGAAGGUUACUGCUUUGAAGGAGGCCAAGAAGAGGUUCGAAGAAAGGUUCAAAACCGGGAAGAACAGAUGGUUCUUCACCAAGCUCAGGUUUUGAGUUAGUUAGCUUCUUGUUCGAAGCUUUUUUAUUGAAUUUUGUUUGAUUAUUUGGAGUUUUAGUGUUUUGGAUUUUGUACUUUGGAUUUGGUGGCACUGAUAUCUGAUAAUCUUAUAAUGUUGAGAUUUUAUAUUAGUUUCUGUAUUGUUGAAUUAUUUUUGUUAUGUAUGGGUAAUUUGAAUAUGUGAUAUAGGUUUAAUUAACUUGUUUUGAGAA